This is a messenger RNA of Lobosporangium transversale, 1233 nucleotides long. RefSeq lists its product as hypothetical. The record is from RefSeq and is a predicted model, not a curated record. The annotation marks the transcript as partial. NCBI's taxonomy places the organism in Eukaryota, Fungi, Mortierellomycota, Mortierellomycetes, Mortierellales, Mortierellaceae. The transcript has 9 exons.
UGGGCUCAAACUACAACAUCUAGGCGUGCCAAAGUGGCCAGCAUGGCACAAAUGGACAUCUCAUCUAUUCCACUCACAACCAAACCCAUAACAACUCGUGGGUCUUCUAACUCUGUCGCAACGACCGCCUCCUUUAGGAGCUCCAAUGGGACAAGCAACAGCAACAGCAACCACACUAACAGUAACCGCAAGGACGGUGGCUCUGUCACCUCAGAUGAUGGUACUGUCUCUGAAGACUCUGAUCUAACUCGGGACGACAUCUUACACCUAUUGUCAGGCGGUCAGGCCGGUGUGGCUGGUGGUAUCAGCUUACCCUUCGAUGGUUCCAGUCGGCAUAGCAACAGCACCUCAACAUCCAAAGUCGGUGUGGUAGGAGCCGGUUCCGGAGGAAGCACAGGUCGGCCGCGAACAGGCGAGUACGGUUGGAUACACUGUGGGCACAUCAGCGUCUGGAUCAACAGUUGGAUCAAACCCUUCAUCCUCAUUGCAUCUAGGGGUUGGAAGUCUCACAACAAUAAUAACAACAAUAGUUAUACCAGUGGCGGCGGAGGAGAUGACGCAUCCUCUGCAAUUAGUGUGAACUCCACAGUCUCUACCUCGACUCAUCUGACUACCCGAUCAAACAAGGGUAACAUUUCCGCAGCGGCAGCAGCUAAUGCAGCAGCCAAUAAACAAGCCGAAGACAGUCGGCCCUCACUUCUAUCGAUCAACCAAUCCCUUGAGACUACUGUUCGGAAACAAGCAAGUAGAGUCCAAGAGCUCGAAACGCGAUUACAGUCUGAUGAUCAGGUCUUUAAACGACUGUGUUUCUCGAUUGAGCAAAUGAUCUGUGAGGCUAAGCAGGCUUUAGACCAAGCGACAAAAUCCACUGGUAUGCGAGUUUUUCGCUUUAUGAAGUGUGUAAAAGGAAUCGCUGAAACAGAAGAAAGUAUUAGAGACGAUGCUGAAGAUCAAGAUGACGACGAUACUCAAUCUGUAGAUCAGGAUCAAGAGGAGCACGGAACGAGCAAUAGAUAUUCAAUAGAGGCCACGAGGCAAUAUGAAGAUAGCACAGGUCAGAAAUUACAAAACAGCAAUCCUAAUGGCGAAAAUAACAGGUCCUCAUUAGCAUCCCCUCUCAGUAACAAAAAAGAAAAAUACCCAGGAACAUAUAGCGCACCAUCAUAGUUACAGUUUUGUUUUAAUUUAGUCAGCAUCAGAAGGAAAAAUAUAUAUAGUUUAUUAAAACGUCUG